AUGCGAACCGUCCUUUUGGCGAAAGUUGAUCCUACUAGAAGUGAUUACCUGGUGCAAGCCGAAGAGCUGGCUCAUUUUGCUCAGGCAUACGAAUUUAACGUGGGAAGGGAGAAGACUCUUGGACAAGAAAUUGUUGGGUCCGUUUCGGAACGACGUGAAAAGGAGAUGCGCCGAUGUCACUCUUGUAAUGAGACAGUGGGUCCAGCAGACAUUUGGUCAGUGAUGAAUCAUGGCUUGAAUGUCGAUUCUUGUCAAGGAACAUGUCUUCAACCCGAUGGUAUGCCACUAAAUGUGUCCAAAAAGGGUUCGGUGACAAUGAUGGUUAUGGCGGGUGGUAUUGAAAGAGUGCUGACACUUAAAGAAGUUUAUUUUGCCGAAGGCGUUAAGUGCAACUUGAUUUCGUAUGGAAACUUGGAUGAAAAGGGCUACUCACUUGGAUACAAUGGUGCUCAACGCGUGCUAGCAGAUAGGAAUUAUGGUCAAGUUGCUUUUGACGUAGAAUUAAUUCGAAAUGUUUUGGUGGUUUCUUGUCGCGUGGAGAAAAGUAUUAUAAAACCUGUUGGUGCUAUCAUGUCAAUAUUGAAUGUGGAAGCGAGCCGACGGUGCCAGGUGUCUGAUGAUGUUCAGAAGGGUACUUUGAUAAAAUUUCACAAGCGUCUCGGACACUUGAGCUAUGAUACCAUUGAGAGGUUUAAUCGCGAUCCAUCCUCUGACAUUGUCUAA
This is a messenger RNA of Peronospora farinosa, 723 nucleotides long. Lineage: Eukaryota; Oomycota; Peronosporomycetes; Peronosporales; Peronosporaceae. The record is from the annotation of a GenBank genome assembly.